CUCCCCGCUGCUCUGCUGAGUCCGGCCAGGCACGCCGCGCGCGCAGCUCCGAGGGCCAGCGCCUCCACCCGCUCCGCAGCCGGCACCAUGCGCGAGAUCGUGCACAUCCAGGCGGGCCAGUGCGGCAACCAGAUCGGCGCCAAGUUCUGGGAGGUCAUCAGCGAUGAGCAUGGAAUUGACCCCACCGGCAGUUACCAUGGAGACAGUGACUUGCAACUGGAGCGGAUCAACGUGUACUACAAUGAAGCCGCUGGUAACAAAUAUGUACCUCGAGCCAUCCUGGUGGACCUGGAGCCAGGCACCAUGGACUCGGUCAGGUCCGGACCAUUCGGCCAGAUCUUCAGGCCAGACAACUUUGUGUUCGGCCAGAGUGGUGCAGGAAACAACUGGGCAAAGGGCCACUACACGGAGGGCGCUGAACUGGUAGACUCGGUCCUGGAUGUGGUGAGGAAGGAGUCAGAGAGCUGUGACUGUCUCCAGGGCUUCCAGCUGACCCACUCUCUGGGGGGCGGCACGGGGUCCGGGAUGGGCACCCUGCUCAUCAGCAAGAUCCGUGAGGAGUACCCCGACCGCAUCAUGAACACCUUCAGCGUCAUGCCCUCGCCCAAGGUGUCGGACACGGUGGUGGAGCCCUACAACGCCACCCUCUCUGUCCACCAGCUGGUGGAGAACACGGACGAGACCUACUCCAUCGACAACGAGGCCCUGUACGACAUCUGCUUCCGUACCCUGAAGCUGACCACGCCCACCUACGGGGACCUCAACCACCUGGUGUCGGCCACCAUGAGCGGGGUCACCACGUGCCUGCGCUUCCCGGGCCAGCUGAACGCCGACCUGCGCAAGCUGGCCGUGAACAUGGUGCCCUUCCCCCGCCUGCACUUCUUCAUGCCCGGCUUCGCGCCCCUCACCAGCCGCGGCAGCCAGCAGUACCGCGCGCUCACGGUGCCCGAGCUCACGCAGCAGAUGUUCGACUCCAAGAACAUGAUGGCCGCCUGCGACCCGCGCCACGGCCGCUACCUGACGGUGGCCGCCAUCUUCCGAGGCCGUAUGUCCAUGAAGGAGGUGGACGAGCAGAUGCUCAACGUGCAGAACAAGAACAGCAGCUACUUCGUGGAGUGGAUCCCCAACAACGUGAAGACGGCCGUGUGCGACAUCCCGCCGCGCGGCCUCAAGAUGUCGGCCACCUUCAUCGGCAACAGCACGGCCAUCCAGGAGCUGUUCAAGCGCAUCUCGGAGCAGUUCACCGCCAUGUUCCGGCGCAAGGCCUUCCUGCACUGGUACACGGGCGAGGGCAUGGACGAGAUGGAGUUCACCGAGGCCGAGAGCAACAUGAACGACCUGGUGUCCGAGUACCAGCAGUACCAGGACGCCACGGCCGACGAGCAGGGGGAGUUCGAGGAGGAGGAGGGUGAAGACGAGGCUUGAGCUCCUGGCCCAUAAGUCGUGUGCACUUAGUGACCUUCUGUUGUCCCCAGCAUGGUCUUUCUAUGUGUAUACUAUGGUGCUCAGUUUUGCCUCCGUCAGAAAUACACACUGUUGAUGUAAUAAUGUGGAACUCACUUCUGAAUUACAGUAUUGUCUGUUAAUAUAUCUACACUAAUAAAAAAGCAUGUGUA
Molecule: messenger RNA, 1616 nt
Organism: Cynocephalus volans (Philippine flying lemur)
Lineage: Eukaryota; Metazoa; Chordata; Mammalia; Dermoptera; Cynocephalidae
Product: tubulin beta-2A chain
Exons: 4
Coding region: 88-1425 (445 amino acids)
Biological process (GO): microtubule cytoskeleton organization; mitotic cell cycle
Cellular component (GO): cytoplasm; microtubule
Molecular function (GO): structural constituent of cytoskeleton; GTPase activity; GTP binding
Source: RefSeq, a predicted model, not a curated record